Molecule: messenger RNA, 5657 nt
Organism: Somion occarium
Lineage: Eukaryota; Fungi; Basidiomycota; Agaricomycetes; Polyporales; Cerrenaceae
Source: the annotation of a GenBank genome assembly
CUUGAGUUACCAUCGCUUAGUCAGCAACAUCUUCGUUUGCAUGCAUUCUUCUCACUUUGACCUCAUUCAACGAGACACUACAGUACGUCCUUCUGAGGCUGUUCAAUUGGUCGAUUGAGGACGAAAAGUUGAAAAUGAGCUUUCUAGGUUUAGCUGAGGCUUUCGAUUUCUCAGCUUACAGGCUACGUCACGGUAUCCACCAACGGUCUGUUACCGCCACACACUCCAUGUAAUAGUUCUCGAUGGUCGUCUGAUUCUCGAACAGUCUACUGGUUUCUCAGUUUUUUUAGAUCGUGUCAACAUGAAUAUUACAUCCGACGAUUUCCAGAUACUGCCUGCCCAUCUUCGCAGUGUGUGGAGCGAUACGUGGACCCGAUAUCAUUGAUAGAGAAUUUCAACGCUCAAUUGCUUUUUCUGCAUACAAUGUUCCGGUCGAUGAUACGUGUCGCAGACAGCUGUUCGCACCUUCGUACGUCAUAACGAUCCCGUUCCUCGGUCUCUUUACCUGGUUCUACCUCACUUGGAUAGAAUGCGGGAGCGUUCUCAUCAGUCACAGAUGUCCUCGUAUGUCAUCCGAUUUGGCGCGCGCAGAAACAUCGUCAUCCUGACAUUCUUGGAUGUCUUUCAAUGCUUUCUACUGUAUCGGCUUGCAAUACAGUGUUAUCUGUCGUCCAUAAGAAGUCCCUGCUGUGUCUUUAAUUCUCUUCUUGUGUCAAAGGCCUCUCUUUGAAAUCACUUUCCGGUCUAAACGGCGCCUUACUCUGACUAGCGUUGACUGUUUGCGAAAUCAAAUUUUGAUCUCGCGCUUUGAUGAGGGCCGUGCUUCUUCUUGUAGAGUAUAUAUACAGAUGCACAGGUCGACGAUGCUUUCUUCUCAGUUAUACUUUACUUAUUCUUGACUUAUUCCUCACGAUGCCACUGCUUGAAGACAGCUUGCGUCGACUGAAAUCACGAUUUCGUAGUGAACAUCGGAAGUCACAUUCACUCAGUACCAGUAACGGAACAAACCGUACUAAUGGAAUGAACGCGUCCUCGUCUUCAUUAACAACUGAUUCUAAUGGUUCUGAGCGAAAUGCGAAGAUAUCCAUGCAAGCCGACGUCGAGCACGUGGCUGCAAUGUCGAUGCCUAUUCCACAAAUUAUCGUGGAAUCACCAAAAGCAAAAGAAUAUGAAGAUCAUGUUGACGUUGUGAAGGACAUGGCAACCUCAGGGGUCUAUGACAAAGUCCUUGCUGGACCUUCGACUUCGAAAACAGGGAAACUCAACCAAGUUGUCGAUGCCGUCGAUGUUGUUUUUGACGCCGCAGCUGCAGUCGCGGAUGCUGCACAACCAGCUCAGGAUUUUCUAUCCAGUAAAUUCAUGGCAACGGUGGAGGCAAAAGUCAAUAGCUUUGCCGAAGACAUUCCUUGGCUUAUGAAUGUUCUGGACGAAGUGACUGCUCUCCAUCCAGUCAUCACCGUGGUCGUUCUUGCGUUCAAAGCUGCGUAUCACAUUGAAAUGACCCGUCGCGAGAACGAUAAGCGUAUCAAGGCGCUUUAUGUGGAGAUGAAAGAAAUGAUUCACGUUCUCAUCCACUUGAAGGACGUUAAAGACCCUGAAGCCCGCGAUCCACGUGGCAAACCACUCUCUGAUAGAUUGGGAUAUCUUUCGCAAAAAGCCGCAGCUGACAUCAAGGACUGCGCGAAUGUUUGCGAUACUUUUGCACGCAAGGGUCCUUUGAUCCGAGCGCUAAAAGGGGCCGUAUGGGAGGGUCGUCUCGUUGCAUUCAUAAAGCGUUUCGACAAGCGACGGUCAGAGUUCGAAGAAGCGCUUGCUAUCCAUACUGCGUGGGUGGUCGAUUCAAUUGCACUGACUAUUGGGUCUAUGGAAGCGAAAAUCGACCUCAUCACGAAGCUUUUCAAGCAAUACAUCCCUGCAAAUGAACGCAAGUUGUCAAAGAUAAUUGAGGAGAAGGGGAAGGAUGCCCGUUCAAUCCAAAACAGUGAGAAGGACUUGCGUGAUCUGCUGGACCAAGAGUACAAAUUGGACUCAAACGCUCCUUCCGCCGACACUACUAAGACCGGUGAUCAGAAGUCUGGAAGAGGAAACGAUCGCGGGAUGAGAAGACCUCCACUCACCGUCAAGGAGCUUCGAGAAGAAUUGCACGAAGACUUGGAUGAAGGCAUUCGGAAGAACCUGUUGACGUUUGAGGGCAAGUUCAUGCUGUAUCAUAGGCAAAUGCAUGAAGGACUACUCAAGGUACUACAAGAGAACCACAGUCAGCUUCUGGUAGCCGUCCAAGGAGGCCCUCAUGAAAGGAUAAAAGACAGGGAACUUCGAAAGAUCUGGCAUGACAUGAAUUGGAGACGAAACGUCAAGGCGCGAUUGUUUGUUAUGACAUUACGAGAUAAUUUCCAAGACAAGCUUCUCGAGAUGAAGCUUAUCGCUCGAGAGGCUAAGCUUCACAAUAUAAUGCAAAACGAGUCGAAGAUAUCAUUGGCAACACAACCCAAGCCCAUUGAACAAGGCGACCGGCUGAACGAAGAAAAUAUUCCGCCCGCAGUAGACGAAGAUGCGGUGGAUCAUGCUAGAGAUGACUGGGCGUAUCAUUACAUCAGUCUAGCGUGGUUGCAGCCUAUCAUGGAGGCCUUUGACGAUGACGGUUCCGGUUACAUUACUGUGACUGAGAUCAAUCGCUUCACCGACGGGAAACCGAAAGAGCUCAGAUGGACGUUGCAGCAUUGGAUAGCAUAUUGGGCUGUCGGGUGGCAAAUUUCUGCAUGGCAUUAUCGCAAACAAAUUCUGGACCUGUUCGCGACCUUGUUCGACAUUCUACCAAGACUUCAUCUCGAAAACAGGUUCUGGGCGGAUUAUUAUCUAGGCAAAGUGUGGCCUUAUGCGGCCGAGCUACUCAUGGCUUUACGAGGGGACGAUCUCCCCGACUUACAACACAAGUUCCAACCCUAUAUGGACCUCGAAGAGCGUAGGAUAAAGAGGAAUCUGGAGGACAUCAAAUAUAAUAUCGAUUCUCGUGAUCUAGUGUACAGGGUAGGCGGCGAACGCAUUGAGAAACAUGUUCUACCUCUCGUCUACCUGUUGCUCAAGCGAGACUUGGAGAUCUUUCGAGUUGCCCAGUAUAAAGUCAUUCAUAAAGAUGAACUCUGGGAUGCUACGGAGAAUUUGUUGUGCGUCUUCGACGCUGUCGUCUUGCGUGUGACAGACCUUACAAAUUUGUUCAUUCAACAACAGGUUGACGUCGUUAGUCGGAUGGAUGUCAUGGCGGCGGGAUUGCUCAGACACUACUACGAUCACAGCAAAAUCUGGUCCAUGACAAAUUUGUGGUCACUACAGUUCAACUACCUUGAAGGGGAGCCUCAGCCAGUUCCAGACGAUUACGACGCGUCCGCUUCUGAGAGUCUGCUUCAGUAUGCACUCCCGGGGAACUGCACAAUGGCGGAUAUCUCAGUAUUUGACCAAGGUUUUGAAUGGGAUGUCAAACCUCCAACUACGAUGGACCUUGAAGCGUCAUACCCUUUGGCAGACAUCUUGGGCCAAUGGACCGGUUACCUCUAUGAUAAUGAUGAUUUUCCGUCUCAAGUUAUGCGCGAUCUGGACAUGCAUGCUACCUCCUUAGGCGAUCGAACAUUCGAGGCUGAUGGUCGUGAUUUCCACGGGACCGUCUGUCAUCUAGCUGGAAACUGUAGCGCCAAUGACCGGCAUGAAAUCGAGGUCAAGUUUGCGAUCAGUUUUGCUAACUCGAGAGAUCAAGAGUACUUUGAAGGACGAAUAGUUGGGUCGGGGGCUCUAGUGGGAUACAUGAGCUGGUCGGAAAAUGUCAUGGACACAUGGCGACAGCAGUUCAUAUUCAGGCAGCUGCCAGCUGACAUCAUGGCCUAUCAUCCUUCUCCGCAAGAGAUGGCUGCCAAUCCUUCUCGUGCACGAUGGCAGUUUGCGAUACAGUCCACUCUCCACACAGUUCGCAAGAGGCGGUGGUCUUGGUCUUAUUUUUCCGAGAGACAGAAGAACCGUAAACGAUACAUCGACCUCAAUAUAGCCUAUUGGACGUAUGGCCGAAGACCUGUGGGCGAAGAGUAUGCCGAAUUCGUUCAACGAUAUCGGUCUUUAACACCCUCGGAAGCCUGUUUCUACCGCAGUAUACGUGAUCAUCUCUUGGAUGUCAUACCUAGACAUGACAACGUCACCUGCGCAACGUGUGGUGGUCAGCUCGGAGGACCGCGUGUUCUUUGCCUGGAUUGUCAACCUGAGGAGCAGCAGUUUUGGCAAACCAUGGAUUUUUGUCACCAUGAAACGUGCAAUUACACGGUCAUCGGCAAUGAAAUAUACAGUUUCCUUGAACCUGGGAAACCACAUCGACCUACACAUGACUUGAUGAAAUUAUGCACCAUUCUACACAGGAGAGACAUGCCGGACUUAGAUCGUAAGGCAAAGGCUGCUUUGUCUCAUGCAAGAUCUGUAUGGACUCAAGCUCCCGUCAUCCCUCUCACUCCUUCAAUCUCGCGUCAUUCAUCAAUCCUCAAUCUAUCUGGUUCUAAACGCAACCACGUGUCAACUGAAUCAUCUAGAACACCCAGCGAAGAUCUUACGGAGGAAUUCCGGAAGCGUGAAGAUGCACAGAGCAAUUGUGUCGAUGAAGUUGGCCUGUCCUCUGCCCUUGGCUCAAACGGGCUUCAGAAUAGACUUGCCACGUCCUCAAACGCACUGGCCAGAACUGAUCUAAAUGAUGUGCUCACAUUGGCAGUUAACGUGCCAUUGCCUGAAAGUCCUGCGUCAUCUGUGGCAUCACAUUUACAUGUGGAGGUCGCCUCUGCUCCUUCUCAGCCAUUAUCACCAAUGACGGCGCCUCCUGUACCUCAAUGCAGUACCUGUAGUAAGGGACUUACUGGGCCUUGUUGGUUCUGUGUGACUUGUUACCAGUCCGGCGGCGAUCUUUUCAUUUGCGACCAGUGUGAAGCUGAUUGUCUUUUGCCCUGCGUGGAGUGCAAGAGGCCCUACACCCAGCCAAGAUACUAUUACGGCUCUGACCCUAGUGAGUGCAUCAGCGUAUUUGUUGUGCCAUCUCAAACAUAUUCGAACGCGAAACCAUGCAGAAGACACUUUCCUGUGUAAUGUCUGCACCAUCAAAGGAGUUUUACCUUCGGAAAUAUCCAAGGAAUCCCAGCACGUUUGUACACAUCCUCUAGUUCGUGUCCAGGAUCGGAUUGAGGACCCAGUCCCUGCCUUGCCACCAAGCACUGACGAGAGGAUCGCCACGCUUGAAGAGCGUGUCAGCGCAAUCGACGACAAGUUGGAUCGGUUAGAAUAUCGACUGCAAGAACUCAUGCUAUCCCAGGAUCGGUUAGAGGGGCAUCUAAGCGAUGCAUUCUGCGAUAAGUUCUCCCAGAUGGAGCAGCUGCUAAUUCAAAUACUAGCGUCAUCGACGGGGAGGAGAGAAAUAUCUGAAUGUGCGGGUGUAUCUAGCUGAUGCAUUAUCCAUCGUACGGUAAUGGCUUCCAAGUCCUUGAGUUCUCCGCACCAUCCACCAGUCUUCAGUCAUACUGAUUAUUGUAUAAUAACACUGAAUACUUACUCAGGACCACACCUUACAAUACAGUACUAACUAUUUACCUGCACCGUAUGGUUAUACUUACAUUGAAUAUGGAACCCCACCUUCAGUGCCC